AUGCAGAAACAAGAUGUUUAUUGGCAUGAUAAUGGCCGUAUUGGUAGUUUGCUUGGAGUGCGAAUUUGUGCUGAUGAAUGUACUACUAGACAACUUAGAGUGUCUUUUGCUAGGGUCCUAAUUGAAAUUGAUGUUACAAAGCCUAUGCCUAACUCUGUUUUGGUUGAGAGUCCUUCAAAGGAACUAUUGGAGCUCAAGGUAGUGUAUGAGUGGACUCCACGUUUCUGUUCUAAGUGCAACAAGGUUGGUCAUGAUUGCUCUACUAAACCUGUUCCUGCUAAGCCUAAGCAGGUUCAUAAGCAACCAGCUCUUGUUGCUCCUAAGCAAAAGCAGGCCUGGGUUCCUAAGCCUAGCCAAGCUGCUGCUCCUGUUGUUGAUGUUGGUGCUUCUGUUCAUGGGCAAUCUGUCAUUACUCCACAGGUUCAUAUUUCUCAAAAUUCAGAUGAGGGGUGGAGAAUAGUUGGAAGGAAGACAAAAAGCCAGCAAACAAGAGUUCAUACUCCUGCCUCUACCUCUAAUGCUUUUAUGGCUUUAUUUGCAAAUGAAAUGGAUGGUGCAGUUGAUGUUAUUGGUCUUCUUGAAACAAAAAUCAAAUUAAAAAAUGUUCUCACUUAUCAGAGAAAGUUUGGCUCUUCUUGGCUUUGGAUGUGCAAUUAUGAUCAUUCUCCCAAAGGUAGAAUUUCGCUUGGUUGGAAUGCAGAUAGAGUAACUUUUAAUGUCUUGAAGAUUCAGGAACAUUUCAUUCAUUGUAGUGUCUCUUCUAAGGAUCUUUCUACUCAAAUUCAUCUCAUUGUUGUUUAUAGGCGUCACUCCAUUCAUGAAAGGCUUCCUACGUGGGAAGGAAUUCGGAGCAUCUCUAUUCAGCAUUCUCCUUGGUUUUGUGCUAGUGACUUUAACUUUGUUCUUCAUACUUUAGGUAGGCUUCAUGGUAUUGAUGUUACUAAUUAUGAGACUAGAGAUUUUCAGAGUUUGGUUGAUUAUUUGGACCUCACUGAGGAGCUUAAUUCUGUGAAGUCUAGUAUCAAGUCUCUUAAUAGCAAGCAGUUUGGCAACAUUAAGGAAAAGAUUGAUCAAGCUAAUGUUGAGCUUGCUGGAAUUCAGAACUUAAUGGCUCAGAAUCCUGAUGAUUUGGAUCUGUAUGCUAAAGAAUCUGAUGCUAUUAAGACAAGAAGAAAUAGAAUUGACUCCAUCUUUGACUCUAACCAGGUUCUGCUUAAGGAUCCGGAUGUUAUUUCUCAUGAAAUUAUCUCCUUCUAUAAGUCUCUAUUAGGGACUCAUGCUCCUUGGCUUCCUGCAGUUGACCUUGUUACUAUGAGGAGGGGUAAAUAUCUUAGCUCUGUUGCUUAG
This is a messenger RNA of Chenopodium quinoa (quinoa), 1347 nucleotides long. RefSeq lists its product as uncharacterized. The coding region runs from base 1 to 1347 and encodes 448 amino acids. NCBI's taxonomy places the organism in Eukaryota, Viridiplantae, Streptophyta, Magnoliopsida, Caryophyllales, Amaranthaceae. The record is from RefSeq and is a predicted model, not a curated record. The transcript has 5 exons.